This is a messenger RNA of Solanum verrucosum, 3209 nucleotides long. Its product is annotated as LRR receptor-like serine/threonine-protein kinase GHR1. Gene Ontology annotation, molecular function: protein binding; protein kinase activity; ATP binding. The transcript is spliced from 3 exons. Gene Ontology annotation, biological process: protein phosphorylation. Bases 1 to 3156 code for a protein of 1051 amino acids. Lineage: Eukaryota; Viridiplantae; Streptophyta; Magnoliopsida; Solanales; Solanaceae. The record is from RefSeq and is a predicted model, not a curated record.
AUGAAGUUACUCAAGUUCUUGAUGGUUUUUGUUCUUUAUUUUGGCUCUGUCAUUGGGCAGCUUCCCUCUCCGGAUAUAUUGGCUUUGCUCGAGUUUAAGAAAGGUGUCGAACAUGAUCCAACGGGGUUUCUUCUUGAAUCUUGGAAUGAGGAGUCUAUUGAUUUCAAUGGAUGUCCUUCAUCUUGGAAUGGGAUAAUGUGUAAUGGUGGUAAUGUUGCAGGAGUUGUUCUUGACAACUUGGGUUUAGUUGCUCAUGUUGAUUUGAGUGUAUUUGCUAAUCUUACAAAGCUUGUUAAGCUUUCAAUGGCUAACAAUUCAAUUGCUGGGAAAAUGCCUAAUAACAUAGAUAGAUUUAAGAGCCUUCAGUAUCUAGAUCUCUCAGGUAAUCUAUUCAACUCUUCUUUACCCCCAGAGGUUGGACAGUUAGGGAGGUUAAAGAAUCUGUCAUUAGCUGGUAAUAACUUCUCUGGUAUGAUACCGGAGACAAUUUCAGGGCUUGUGUCUAUGCAAUCUUUGGACUUGAGUCACAAUUCUUUUUCUGGGGCUCUAUCUUCAUCUCUGAUGAAAUUGACUGGUUUGGUAUACCUGAAUCUAUCUGUUAAUGUAUUCACAAAGGAAAUUCCUAAAGGAUUUGAGCUGAUGGAAAAUCUUGAAGUGCUUGAUUUGCACGGAAAUAUGUUUGAUGGCAAUUUGGAUGCAGAAAUGUUGCUGCUUACCACUGCAACUCAUGUUGACUUGAGUGGAAAUUUGCUAGUGAACACUGCUUCUCAGCAGCAGAAAUUUUUGCCAGGUUUAUCGGAGUCGGUGAAGUAUUUAAAUCUUAGCCAUAAUCAGCUAAAGGGUUCACUUGUAAGUGGAAAUGAAGCUCAGACUUUUGGCAACUUGAAGGUCUUGGAUUUGAGCUACAAUCAGCUCUCAGGGGAAUUGCCUAGUUUCAAUUUUGUUUAUGAUCUACAGGUGCUUAAACUUGCCAACAACUUAUUUUCCGGAUUUAUUCCGAAUGAUCUUUUGAAAGGAGAUGCAUUGCUUCUCACUGAGUUGGAUUUGAGUGGAAACAACCUCACUGGUCCAAUAAGCAUGAUAACAUCCACAACAUUGCGAACUCUUAACUUAUCCUCCAAUGCUCUUUCUGGUGAACUUCCCUUUGUGACUGGAACUUCUGCGGUGCUUGAUCUCUCGAAAAAUCAGUUCAAAGGUAAUCUAACUAGAAUGCUGAAAUGGGGGAAUAUUGAAUUUCUUGACCUUAGCCAAAACCGUUUGACUGGAAACAUCCCUGAGGUUACGUCUCAGUUUCUGCGUUUAUAUCACCUCAACCUUUCGAGCAAUACCUUGACAGGAUCUAUCCCGAAAGUUAUUUCACAGUUUCCUAAGAUCACUGUCCUUGAUCUCAGUUUCAACCAGCUGGAUGGGCCUCUUCUUACUUCUCUACUAACUAUGCCCACUAUUGAAGAACUUCACCUACAAAACAAUGCAUUUGUUGGAAGCAUUGAUUUCUCUCCUCUGGCUAGUACUCCUAAGCUUCGUGUUCUAGAUCUUUCUCAUAAUCAGCUUGCUGGUUACUUUCCUGAUGGAUUUGGGGCACUGAUUGCACUUCAACUACUCGAUAUAUCAGGAAAUAAUUUCUCUGGAUCUUUGCCAACUUCCAUGGGUAAUGUUAGCUCUCUUACUUCUUUAGAUGUUUCAGAGAAUCAUUUCUCGGGUGAACUGCCAAAAAACCUGCCUAACAGCCUCCAAAGCUUUAAUGCAUCACUCAAUGACUUCUCUGGUGUCGUGCCUGAGAAUUUGAGAAAAUUUUCCUUAUCAUCUUUCUACCCGGGAAACUCUCAACUUCAAUUUCCGAAUCCUCCUUCAGGAUCUGGUCAAGCUUCAACAGAAAAGCAUAAGAGCAGGCAACUUAAAACUAUUAUUAAAGUGGUGAUCAUUGUUGCUUGUGUGGUUGUUCUUGUUGUUUUAAUCAUGCUAGCCAUUUUUGUAUUUUACUUGCGGGCAUCGAGGAACUCGCAGGCACAUGUUACUGACAAUGACAUCCGCCGUCAAACCCAAUCAAAUCCUUCUGGUUUUAGCAGUAGAGAAGGUGCAGUAGUUUCAGCACAAGAUGUUACAGCUGCUUCACGGAAAGCAUCAUCAUCAGAAGUAAUUAGUGCUGAUGAGAAAACGACAGGUUUCUCCCCUUCGAAAACAAGUCAUUUCACUUGGUCACCAGAGUCAGGGGAAUCAUAUACUGCAGAAAGCCUAGCUGAUAAUUUGGCUGGAGAGCUGUUCUUCCUUGAUGAUACAAUCUCUUUUACAGCUGAGGAACUAUCUAGGGCCCCAGCUGAAGUCUUAGGCAGAAGCAGCCAUGGGACAUCUUACAGGGCAACACUAGAUAACGGGUUGCUCUUGACUGUGAAAUGGUUGAGAGAAGGAGUGGCCAAACAGAGAAAGGAUUUCACAAAGGAGGCUAAAAAGUUUGCCAACAUUAGACAUCCAAAUGUGGUGGGAUUAAGAGGUUACUACUGGGGUCCCACACAACAUGAGAAGCUUAUUCUUUCAGAUUACAUAUCUCCCGGAAGUCUAUCAAGUUUUCUAUAUGAUCGACCUGGAAGAAAAGGUCCACCACUAACCUGGCCCCAAAGACUCAAAAUAUCAGUUGAUAUUGCGCGUGGCCUGAAUUAUCUCCAUUUUGACCGCGAGGUUCCUCAUGGAAACCUUAAAGCAACCAACAUCUUGUUGGAUGGUCCUGAUCUUAAUGCACGAGUUGGUGAUUACUGCCUUCACCGUCUUAUGACUCAAGCGGGGACAAUUGAGCAAAUUCUUGAUGCUGGAGUGUUAGGUUAUCGUGCACCAGAGUUGGCUGCAUCGAAGAAACCAGUGCCUUCCUUCAAAUCAGAUGUAUACGCUUUCGGAGUCAUUUUGUUGGAGGUCCUAACUGGGAAAUGUGCAGGUGAUGUUGUUUCUGGUGAAGAUGGUGGUGUAGACUUGACUGAUUGGGUAAGGUUGAAAGUGGCAGAAGGUGGAGGAUUCGAUUGUUUUGAUAAUGCAUUGUCAUCUGAGAUGGGAAAUCAAACAAUAGAGAAGCAAAUGAAGGAGGUUCUUGCAAUAGCUCUAAGAUGCAUACGUUCGGUAUCUGAGAGGCCAGGUAUCAAGACUGUAUAUGAGGACCUUUCAUCUAUUUAGUUUUCCUCAUUUUGGCUUUUGCUUGGGAAUCAAAUAGCUCAUUGGCUUCCCUU